AGCGGAAGUGCCGGCGGCGGGAGGAAGGUUGGCGCUUGGGCUUCGCCGGUGUGUCCCGAAACUCUUCCCUGGAGCGAGUGCUGGAGGGAGGCGGGGCUGGAGAGCUCCGAGGGCACCGCGAGCUGCGCGCAGCGGGCCGCCGACCUCCUCUGGAGCUCCUCUGGAGGGGCGGCGCUGUUCUGGCCACAUCGCACUGCUCUUUGUCAACUCUUGGCUACAUCUCUGCCGGGCCCGGCGUAGCCGCUCCGAUACUCGCCUUCUCUGGUCGGGAUGGACGAGGAGAGCCUGGAGACAGCCCUGCAGACCUACCGGGCUCAGCUGCGGCAGGUGGAGCUAGCGCUCGGUGCCGGCCUGAAUGCGUCCGAGCAGGCGGACCUGCGCCAGCUGCAGGGCGACCUUAAGGAACUGAUCGAACUCACCGAGGCCAGCCUGGUGUCUGUCAGGAAGAGCAAGCUGCUGGCCUCGCUGGACCAGGAGCACCCUGCGCAGGAGGAUGCCGAGUACCUGGCUUUCCAGAAGGCCAUUGCAGAGGUAGUAGAGACUCCCGCGGCCCCCGGGGCCGACUCGGAGACGCUCCCAGGGAGAGAGGCGCGGCCCGGACCCGCCUCCCCUGCGCUGGAGGAAGAUGAGGACCCGGACCUGGAGGAACUGAGUGGUGCCAAAGUGAACGCCCCCUACCACAGUGCGUGGGGCACGCUGGAGUAUCACAACGCCAUGAUAGUGGGAACCGAAGAGGCUGAGGAUGGUUCGGCCUGUGUUCGUGUGCUCUACCUUUACCCCACCCACAAGUCACUGAAACCCUGCCCGUUCUUCCUGGAGGGAAAGUGCCGCUUCAAGGAGAACUGCAGGUUCUCCCAUGGGCAGGUAGUGUCUAUAGAUGAGCUGCGCCCCUUCCAGGACCCAGACUUGAGCCUGCUACAGGCCGGCUCUGCGUGUCUGGCCAAGCACCAGGAUGGCCUCUGGCAUCCAGCACGGAUCACUGAUGUGGACAAUGGCUACUAUACAGUUAAGUUUGACUCACUGCUACUGAAGGAGGCUGUGGUGGAAGGGGACAGCAUCCUGCCCCCUCUGCGCACAGAGGCUACAGAAUCAUCUGAUUCAGACAGUGGUGAUGCAAGUGACUCCAGCUAUGCCAGAGUGGUGGAAUCCAGCAUUGUGGACACUGGGACCUGCAGUUCUGCCUUUGCUGGCUGGGAGGUACACACACGAGGCAUUGGCUCCAAACUCCUCAUCAAGAUGGGCUAUGAGUUUGGCAAGGGUCUGGGACGACAUGCAGAAGGCCGGGUGGAGCCCAUCCAUGCUGUGGUAUUGCCUCGAGGGAAGUCACUGGACCAGUGUGCAGAGAUACUACAGAAGAAGACAAAGGGAGGCCAGGCUGGGACCAGCAGGCCCCCACGGUGUCAGAGGAGUGGUGGUAAACCUGAGGGCCGUCCACCCCCUCGGAAUGUGUUUGACUUUCUGAAUGAAAAACUGCAGAGCCAGGCUUCCGGGGCUCCAGAUGCUGGGGUGGAUACCUCGGGCAGGAGGAUCAAGGACAUGUACAAUGCCAGCAAGAGUGCCAAGCAGGCUCUGAGCCUACAGCUCUUCCAGACUGAGGAGAAGAUUGAACGGACCCAGCGGGACAUCCGGGGCAUCCAGGAAGCCCUUACCCGGAAUGCUGGCCGGCACACCGUGGCAACAGCCCAGCUGCAGGAGAAGCUGGAGGGAGCCCAGCGGCAGCUGGGUCAGCUGCGUGCUCAGGAGGCCGGCCUGCAGAGGGAACAGCGAAAGGCAGAUACCCACAGGAAGAUGACGGAGUUCUAGCAGUCUGCCUGUAUUGUGGAUGGAACCCUGGGAUCUAGCUCCUAACUACCUUGGCAGAAAGACAGCUGUCACUCUGACUCCUAGAACAGCCCCCUGAAGAAGGGCCAGUCUGUUCCUAGGCUGCCCCUUGUUCAGCCUUGCCAGUCUGGAGUGGACACUACUGAGUGGAGAUGGGGCUGCAGGCUCACUUUUGGACACUUACCUACCCCCAAGCCCACCUACCAGUGUCUUGGGGUAUCUCCUUAGUGAGGACAUUAAAGUGAUUUCAUCAUAAUUUUA
Messenger RNA from Nannospalax galili (Upper Galilee mountains blind mole rat), 2082 nucleotides. It is a transcript of the gene Zgpat, whose product is annotated as zinc finger CCCH-type and G-patch domain containing. Gene Ontology annotation, molecular function: DNA-binding transcription factor activity, RNA polymerase II-specific; RNA polymerase II cis-regulatory region sequence-specific DNA binding; metal ion binding. The record is from RefSeq and is a predicted model, not a curated record. The transcript is spliced from 6 exons. Lineage: Eukaryota; Metazoa; Chordata; Mammalia; Rodentia; Spalacidae. Gene Ontology annotation, biological process: negative regulation of DNA-templated transcription; regulation of transcription by RNA polymerase II. Gene Ontology annotation, cellular component: nucleus. Bases 271 to 1803 code for a protein of 510 amino acids.